Messenger RNA from Indicator indicator, 1620 nucleotides. It is a transcript of the gene RFT1, whose product is annotated as RFT1 homolog. The transcript is spliced from 13 exons. The record is from RefSeq and is a predicted model, not a curated record. NCBI's taxonomy places the organism in Eukaryota, Metazoa, Chordata, Aves, Piciformes, Indicatoridae. Bases 1 to 1620 code for a protein of 539 amino acids. Gene Ontology annotation, biological process: glycolipid translocation; dolichol-linked oligosaccharide biosynthetic process. Gene Ontology annotation, cellular component: endoplasmic reticulum membrane.
AUGGCCUCGCAGGACGUGCUCGGCCAGACCACGCGGCUGGCCUCCUCCAGCGCUUUACUGCAGGUGCUGUUCCGGGUGAUCACCUUCGGGCUGAACGCGUUCACUCUGCGCUACCUCUCCAGAGAGCUGAUCGGUGUGGUCAACGUGAGGCUGACUCUGCUGUAUUCGACGGUUGUAUUCCUAGCCAGGGAAGCGUUUCGCAGAGCUUGUUUGAGUGGAAGUACAAAGCGAAACUGGACCAAAACAAUUAAUCUAUUGUGGCUGACAGUCCCUCUUGGUGUUUUUUGGUCUGUAUUUUUGGGCUUAGUCUGGCUACACUUGCUUGAAGUACCUGAUCCUUCUGUGGUUCCACAUUAUCAGGCUGGUGUAGUAGCAUUCGGUUUGUCUGCAGUUAUUGAGCUUCUUGGAGAACCAUUCUGGGUUUUAGCACAAGCUCAUUUGCUUGUGAGACUUAAGGUAAUUGCUGAAAGCCUUUCCGUGGUGUCAAAAUGCAUUUUGACAGUUAUUUUGGUAGUCCUUUAUCCUCACUGGGGCCUCUACAUUUUUUCAUUGGCUCAGCUUUUAUAUGUCAGUGUUCUAGUAAUGUGCCAUAUAAUUUAUUUUGUGGUGUUUCUGGGGUCUCCUGAAGCCACAAAGAAGUCGUUUCCAAUUGCUAGAAUGAAAGCUCUAUUACCUACUUUGGUGGAAGAUGAGACCUUUGUUAACUGGAAGGAAGCACGCUUAACCUGGAGUUUCUUCAAACAAUCCUUCUUGAAACAGAUUUUGACAGAAGGGGAACGAUAUGUGAUGACUUUUCUGAAUGUGUUAAAUUUUGGAGAUCAAGGUGUAUAUGAUAUCGUGAAUAACCUUGGUUCCCUGGUGGCCAGAUUUAUCUUUUUACCUAUUGAGGAGAGUUUUUAUGUCUUUUUUGCUAAAGUGUUGGAAAGAGGGAAGAAUAUAAAGGAUCAGAAGCAGGAUGAUGUUGCUAUGGCUGCAAAUGUAUUAGAAUUGCUGUUGAAACUUGUGCUUCUGAUUGGUCUUACCAUCACAGUUUUUGGCUAUGCCUAUUCUCAGCUGGCUCUGGAUAUUUAUGGAGGCUCUAUGCUAAGUUCUGGAACAGGUCCAGAUCUCCUCCGAUGUUACUCUUUAUAUGUCCUGUUUCUUGCUAUCAAUGGAGUGACAGAAUGUUUUACGUUUGCUUUGAUGUGCAAAGAGGAGGUAGACAGGUAUAAUUUUGUUAUGCUGGCUUUGUCCUUCACGUUUCUGUGCAUCUCUUACUUCCUGACCCACUGGCAUGGCAGUAUUGGCUUUAUCCUUGCCAACUGCUUUAACAUGGGUAUUCGAAUAGCUCACAGCAUCCACUACAUUUAUGAUUACUUCAAAACAAGUACCUACAGACCUUUGAGGGGCCUGCUUCCCUCACCGUUUUUGGUACUUGUUUACAUCCUAAGUGGAGUUAUCACUGGUUUCUCAGAGGUAUUCCUGUGCUGUGAUAAAGGUUGGAUGGGAAGGCUGAUUCACAUCUGCAUGGGGGCUCUGUGCUUUGCAGCAACCAUCAUUACGAUGUUCAGCACAGAGACCAAGCUGAUCCACUUCGUCAGAAGCCAGUUCCUCUCCCAGUAUAUGAAGAAAGGAACAUGA